Molecule: messenger RNA, 1494 nt
Organism: Ilyonectria robusta
Lineage: Eukaryota; Fungi; Ascomycota; Sordariomycetes; Hypocreales; Nectriaceae
Exons: 1
Coding region: 130-1461 (443 amino acids)
Source: RefSeq, a predicted model, not a curated record
CCUUGCUCCAACGCACUGCCCCAAACCCCACGAUUGUCAAUUACGCUCUACACUAAGAUCUAGACAACUGGUUCGACUCAGCCACGAUCGAAUCGCGACGCUACAUCGCUCAUCUGAUAAUACGAACCCAUGGCGGAAUGCCUCGUCACCAAAAGCUAUCUGCAAGAUUGCUUACCGGUCCCAAAUACUGGACGCAUUUCAGGAUGGGUUCAUGAGCCCUCAUUCCGAGGCACCUGGCAGAUUCUAUGGAGCUGUCUCGUCACCAUCUUCCUCUGCACUCAUACUCUGCUCUGCCUCAACAUUCCAGCACCAACCGAUACAUGGUUCAGCAUGGUCCGUCGUCGAAUCAAGUGGAUGGUCCUGGCUAUCCUUGGGCCCGAGAUCGUUCUCACCUACGCGGCUGGCCAGUGGAGCAGGGCUCGUCACUCGGUCGAAUACUUCCACAAGUCUGGCUACACACAGUGGACAAUGCGUCUAGCUUUCUUUGCGGACAUGGGCGGAUUCGUUUUGCAUGCAAAAGACAGCGACCCGUUUCCACUGAAUGCGAAGCACUUACACUGGUUGAUCAAGAAUAAACACGUCGAUUACCCAUGCGUCAACGCCGCGGAGAUAUGGGACAAGUCUAAGCAAGAUCGCCUCACCAAAGUCAUCACCGCAAUUCAGGUUGGACAUCUUGUAGUGGAAUGCAUCGGACGAGUCGCUCAAGGUCUCGCCGUCACAGCAUUGGAGCUUAAUACUCUCGCAAUCGUCGUGUGCUCGCUCAUGACGGCCUUUGCUUGGCUGCACAAGCCAGCGGACGUGCGAACCCCAAUCUCCAUCGUCACUGACAAGAGCAUCGCCGACAUUACGGAGAACAGAGCAUGGAAAAACACGCCGCUUGAUUUUGUUGACGAGAAUGGCCCUGGUUGGUCUAUCAACGUACAGCCGUUUAUGCGAAUGCCAGCCACCCCAGCCAACCGGCCCAUCCAGUGCAUCCCAAAUGACAGGUUUCCCAUGAAUCCCUAUGGGAUACAAGAGUACUGUGUCUGCUUUGCGACGCUGCUAUUCACAGGUCUCCACAUUGCUGGCUGGAACUUUUCCUUUCCUACGCAACUUGAACGAACCCUGUGGAGAGUGACGAGCCUGAUACUAUUUGGAGUGACGGCUGCAUUCUGGGCCCUCGAGACGGUGGCUUCGUGGGUGCGACUCGGCCGAUGGAAGUGGCUUUACCUCCGCUUCUUCCAUCGUGAACGGCUAAGCGAAUUUGAGGCCGCGCAGCAGGAGAAGUUAGACCAGGAGCGCUCUGACAAGCAACCUACCGAGUUGCCAUUGCCCUGGGAAUUUUGGACGAUAAUGCCCAUAGCCGUUUUAUAUGGUGUUGCAAGGUUUUAUCAGAUUAUUGAAGCCUUUGCUGAGCUGAGGGAGGUUGAUGCAACGGCGUUUGUGAAUGUUAACUGGUCUGUAUAUUUCCCUCACAUUUAGGGAAUCCGAGGUAUAGCUGUAUGAAUAAUGAAC